AUGGGUUCCCGCUGUGCCAAGCUCAGCACGAGCCACAGCACGGGCCACGGCACGGGCCACAGCCGGGGCCACGAAUCCUCCAUGAAGAAGCUCGUGGCUUGCGUGAGUCAAGAUAACUUCUCCCUGUCUUCUGAGGGUGAGGAAGAGGAAGAGGAGGAGGAAGAGGAGGAGGAAGAGGCGAUCCCGGUGCAGGGCAAGCUGUUGCUGAUGGAGCCUGAGCGGCAGGAACAGGGCGCUACGGACAGCCCCAGGGCCCAGCAGACCACGUCCAAGCAGACGCGCUCCUGA
Molecule: messenger RNA, 288 nt
Organism: Lepus europaeus (European hare)
Lineage: Eukaryota; Metazoa; Chordata; Mammalia; Lagomorpha; Leporidae
Gene: PRM3
Product: protamine 3
Exons: 1
Coding region: 1-288 (95 amino acids)
Biological process (GO): flagellated sperm motility
Cellular component (GO): cytoplasm
Source: RefSeq, a predicted model, not a curated record